Dermochelys coriacea (leatherback sea turtle) is the source of this 2022-nucleotide messenger RNA. RefSeq names its product chromosome 7 C11orf80 homolog (gene TOP6BL). Gene Ontology annotation, biological process: reciprocal meiotic recombination; meiotic DNA double-strand break formation. Lineage: Eukaryota; Metazoa; Chordata; Testudines; Dermochelyidae. The record is from RefSeq and is a predicted model, not a curated record. The coding region runs from base 102 to 1928 and encodes 608 amino acids. The transcript has 16 exons.
CGGCGGGGGGGCUGCGAGGGAGUUGGAAGCACAGGACUCUCGGCGCGCGCUCCCGCGGCUCCCUCGGGCGGGAAUGAGCGUUCCUAGGACGAGACGGCGUAAUGGCAGGAGCGGCUACGCGCACGAUUUUAGAAUAUCUCAUCAUUUGCCUUAAGAGUGAGGAAGAAAGGCAGCUGAAAGGAUUAGCCCUGGAAGGGAUAGUGCUGGUUUCCAUUGAUCUCAGUGAUUCUACACGUGGCGCAAGCCAGCUCCGGUGCACGACCACUAUUGCUGCAGCAGGGAAUUUUUGCUCUAAACUCCUCAAUGAACAGAUCUGGAAAGAAAUGGAUGGGAUGCUGGCUGAGCUCUCUGUGCCCAGGACCAGGCCUUGGACAGCAGGUGGAUGUAGCCACGAACCCCUGGAUUCUACUGCACUCCAGCUGGCCUUUGAGCUCCACGAAAGGCCUGGGGUUCUGAUGAGGGACUGUCUGGCAGUAAAACAGUUCAUGCACAAGAUCAGCAUGGUGCACCCAAAGAUCAGAUUCCAUUACUGUGUGAAUGUGAACGGUGUUGUGUCUGCAGAAACGUACUGUGGAGAGAAGAGAGAGAGUACAUGUGUUCUGAAUGGAAUAAAGCUACUUACUGACCAGAGACACUAUAUAAGGGUUGUGAACAGCUUGGUGUCCUGUGGCGCUAACUUCCUUUGUGACAAAAUCCACCCUGUGCUGGGCAGGGCUAUCAGCCUCCUGAUUCCCCAUGAAGUGGCUGAAACUGGCUUCACCGGGGAGCUGGAAGUCACGCCGGCUACGGCGCUAUGUCCCUGCCUGAAGCUGUAUCCCAAUCAGCCUGCUAAGAUAGUUGCUGUCUCCAUAUUUUUCUACGACCCAGCGGGUCUGCCCAUAUCAUUCUAUGCAAAGGGGAAAUCAUCUUUGUUUUUCAAUGACCCAUCGAACUUAGCAGAAUGGGAGAAAUACAGCUAUAGUACAACAUUGGACUCAGAUCCAGGGCAGGAAGAAGAUCGAGUGAGCCCAGACGUCAGAUAUAAACUUCACCGGGACGGUGGAAGCCAAGAAGAUGAUCCGGAUACUUGGGAGCAGACCCUGUUGCUCUUCCUCUUUCUCCAUUACUCAGACCAGUUUCAAGAUAAGCCAUUUUACGAUUUCUGGGCCCGGCACAUGAUUGCAUCCCAUAUGGACCAGAUUCUCCUGUGCAGCCAGCAGGCAGUGAAGCGCGGAGUCCAGGCUGUCAUUGACGCAAUGCUAGAGGAGCACUGCAAGAGAGGGAAGAACCAGCGGAGGUUGAAGCUGUCCCUGCCCGUCAUCCUAGGUGCCAUUUCCAGCGUGGUGUCCAGCAGCACUAACAGCCAGUUCAGAAGGGAAUGUCUGCAGAGUUUGCAGGUUUCAGAUACCCCAGAGCUAAUGGCAGCCAUUCAAACAGCCUUUGAAAAUGUCACUCGGAAGCGACUGAUGCCCAAUGGCACAUGCAUCACAAAACAGGUACCUGAAAAUGCUAACCCAGCCUGGCUCGCUGCGUGUGACUUACCAACAGCUGGCCAGAAGCUAUCACAGGAAGAGGCAUCUGACAGCAUCAGUUCUGUCAAUUCAGAGCCAGCCUCUCUGCUGGACAGAGCUGACUUGUGGGGAAAAAUAAGUGAAACUAAGAGGAGGAAGACAGAAACCAUGGAGAACAAUGCAGGUGGGGCUCUGGAGCGAGAGACACCGGAUGGCUUGCAGGAGAGGACGGAUGAUCUCAUGACAGACUUUGGCAGCCAGCUGAGUUUUUGCCUGUGGAGUCCCAAGGAAGGAGUAGAUGCCAGCAUGUUCCUAGGUGAAAGAGAGGAAGGCUUUACAGCUGUAUCAAAGGGCGGAGCCAGAAGCAGUGAGAAUCUGUGGCAGGGUGACCACUUGUGGCUGCAAGAGAUUUCCAACCUUUCUGAAUGGACAUCCUGAAAUGGAGAUGCCCUUAGCCAAGGGUAUGAGAACAGCUGUGCUCCCCCAUGCAAACAAACCCAAAUAAAGACCAUCCGUUCAAUGAGGUUCUUGU